AAAGAAUCCAAAGUGAAUUCCUGGGGGUAAUGAUUAAGAUGUUUGUUGUUCAUUUCUUUUGAAAACGUGAACCAAAUCUAUAUAAAUCAAAGCAGAAAUUUGCCGCCAUGUCAUUGCAAAAGCGAACCUUGCUGAAGGUCAUCGUUCUCGGCGAUAGCGGGGUGGGCAAGACGUCGUUGAUGAAUCAAUAUGUUCAUAUGAAGUUUAGUCAACAAUAUAAAGCAACCAUUGGUGCAGAUUUCGUCACUAAAGAACUCCAGAUUGACGAACGCAAUGUCACUCUUCAAAUAUGGGAUACUGCAGGGCAGGAAAGGUUUCAGAGCCUUGGAGUUGCCUUCUAUAGGGGUGCAGAUUGUUGUGUGUUGGUAUACGAUGUUAAUGUGAUAAAAUCAUUUGAUAACCUUGAUAAUUGGCAUGAGGAGUUUCUUAAACAGGCAAAUCCUACCGACCCCAAGACGUUUCCGUUUAUAUUGCUCGGAAACAAGAUAGAUUUAGAUGGUGGCAAUAGUCGAGUGGUCUCCGAGACGAAAGCAAAAGACUGGUGUGCUUCGAAAGAAAACAUACCUUACUUCGAAACAUCAGCAAAAGAAGAUAUCAACGUCGAUGAAGCGUUUCAUUGCAUUGCCAAAACUGCUCUCGCGAAUGAGCGCGAGCAGGACAUAUAUUUCCAGGGCAUCCCAGAUGUUGUCACUCAGACUGAGCAAAAAGGUGGCUGUGCAUGCUGAUUACAAGCCAAGCUCCUUAUAUUCUUGGUUGUUCAAUGCCGUCAUAUUUCCCGGUUCCUAUGAUUCUUAUCCAUUUUUUUAUUUUAUAUAUAUACAUUUGUAUUCUAAUAUCCUUUGAUUGAAGCAUUAUUCGAAAUUAAUUUUGCUUUUGGUAGAGAUGAAGUAAAAGAGCUAAAAUUUUGUAGAAUCCCAGGUGAUUUUGCUUUUAGUUUUAACUAGGGCUAUAUGUUCAAAUUGUAAUAUUUGGAUGAGCUUUCAAUCA
Molecule: messenger RNA, 987 nt
Organism: Hibiscus syriacus
Lineage: Eukaryota; Viridiplantae; Streptophyta; Magnoliopsida; Malvales; Malvaceae
Product: ras-related protein Rab7-like
Exons: 7
Coding region: 108-725 (205 amino acids)
Cellular component (GO): vacuolar membrane
Molecular function (GO): GTP binding; GTPase activity
Source: RefSeq, a predicted model, not a curated record